AUGGACGACCUAAUCGCCACCCUCUCGGGAGGCAUGCACGUCUCGCAGGAAAGCUACGACCUUGAGAGCUUCAAGGCAUCACUGGCACGCACCCUCGUUGUCCCAGUUUCCCCCUCUGCUUCAUCUGGCACUGGCGGCUCGCUCCCCCGCACCCGCCCAGCCUCCAUGCACAUCCCCUUCACCAUGGACGGCCUGUACGCGCAGCCCCCGCCCUCGCCGUCGUCGCAGUGCAGCCAGCUGUCGCAGUUUCCCUUUGAGGAGGCCGCUUCGCCCGCUUCGUCCCCGCCAGCCUACUCGUACGAGUACGACAUGGACGACGACGCGGCUCUGAACGCUGCGUUCGCCGGCGACGCGUUCGCACCCAUGUGGGAGCAGCCCGCUGCCCCCGUCGCUGCCGACCCGUGGGGCGCGUUCAACGCCGAGAAGCACGCCGCUGCAUGGGGCAGCGUGCCCACCCAGUCGGUCUCGGUCUCGCUCCCCGAGGCCAACCAGUUUGCUCUGCACCACCACCAGCAACAGCAGCUCCAGUACCAGCAGUACCACCACCAGCAGCAGCAGUAUUACGAGGACGAGGGCAUGGACGAGGACGCGGCCGAGGCCGUCCUCGACGAGGAGGAGGCCCUCAACGGCGGCUACGUCCGCGCGUGGUAA
Molecule: messenger RNA, 651 nt
Organism: Apiotrichum porosum
Lineage: Eukaryota; Fungi; Basidiomycota; Tremellomycetes; Trichosporonales; Trichosporonaceae
Exons: 2
Coding region: 1-651 (216 amino acids)
Source: RefSeq, a predicted model, not a curated record